This is a messenger RNA of Zea mays, 2131 nucleotides long. RefSeq lists its product as uncharacterized. NCBI's taxonomy places the organism in Eukaryota, Viridiplantae, Streptophyta, Magnoliopsida, Poales, Poaceae. The coding region runs from base 325 to 1695 and encodes 456 amino acids. The transcript is spliced from 3 exons. The record is from RefSeq and is marked validated.
GUCCUGGUCCGUCCCCUCCCCACCCCGCGUCCCCGCCACGGGACGGGACCAACAGCUCCCGCGCCCGCCGCCGAGCCCGAGACGAGAACGCCGCCCUUCCCAACCCUGCUCGCCUUGCCCCCUUGCACUCUUGCCAGAACAAAUCCCCUCGUCAAAACUUACUAUAAUAUCCUGGCGUAGCCCCGUCUCCCCCCUGCCGGCGCCUUUCACGCCGUGCCUCUCCCACGCCUUGACCACGGCCACCCGCGCCUCCUCGCCUCCCGCAAGCCCACCCCGCGCGCGCCCGCCCCGGCGGCGUUGGCGUCUCCCUCCUCUCCGGCCGCUAUGGCAGGGGAGAACGACCCCCGCAGCGGCGGCGGUCCCGUUCCCGUCGACGCGUGCCCGCUCUGCGGCGGGGCCAACGGGCCCCCCUCGCGCGUCGCCCUCGCCAGGCGGGCCCCGCCCGGCGACGCCCUCGCGCUGGCGGUGGCGUUGUCCCCCGCCGACGAGGCGUCCGCGCUGCGCGAGGCGCUGGCGCGGCACCGGCGCGGCGUCGCGGACCUGCAGGCGGAGCUGGAGGCCGAGCGCGGCGCCGCCGCGGGCGCCGCCAGCGAGGCCAUGUCCAUGAUCCUGCGCCUGCAGCGCGAGAAGUCUGAGGCCAUGAUGGAGGCGCGCCAGUACCGGCGCUACGCCGAGGAGCGGUUCGCGCACGACGCCGCCGAGGCCGCCGCGCUGCACGACGCGCUCGGCCGCCGCGACGCCGCCGUCCGCUCGCUCGCCGCCAGGCUCCGGUCCUGCCAGGCGCGCCUGCUCCACCUCGGCUUCCCUUCCCCGUCCUCCCCGACCCCGACCGCGGCCGAGGCCGAGGCCGACCAUCCCUUCUCCUCCUCCGACGGCGACGACGGUUACCAUUCCGUCCACUGCCUCGACGACCACCUCGCCGACGAGGGCACCCCGCGCGCCCCCCACGGAGCUCCCAGCCCCCCGGACUCCGAUAAGCCGGUCGUCAUGUUUGGCUCGCCGCGCCGCUCGUCACGCCACGUCCGCACGUUCUCCGGCGACGGCGGCCCGUACAGCUGCCGGGUCGCGCUGGCCGACGAGUUCCCGCUCUUCACGGACAGGGACGCGCCGGGGCAGGACGACGAGGAGGAGGCCGACCGGGUGUACACGGUUGACGCGGUGCAUGGCGUGCCGGUCAUGGCGCCUGACGACGACUGCUGCGACUUUGGGACCACGUGGGAGGGCGAGGUGGGCGCUCGUGCUGGGGCCGCGGGCUGGGCGGAGGAGGACGAGAUACAGGAACUCAAAGCCAGGUUGCACGCGUUGGAGGCGGAUCGGGAGUCUAUGCGGCACGCCAUCAUGGCCAUGGGAGAUGAGAAGGCGCAGGUCGUUCUGCUCAGGGAGAUCGCUCAGCAGCUCUGCAGGGACGCGGCACCGUUCCCUGCUGUCCCGCUCAAGGUGCAGCCAAGGCCACAGCCGUUUGUCAUGGCACAGAGGAAGGUGGUGAAGAGGCACUCGUCCUUCGCUAAGAUCUUCAUUGUCACAGUGAUCAAGUGGGUCAUGUCUAUCUUUUGCUGGCGACGGAAAUCAGAUCGCGUAAGGUAUCCGAUCGGUAUGUGUGGGAGCAACGUCGGAUUGAUGCUGGUACUGGAUAGGUUCCCCAAACAGAGACAAAAGAAGAUUCCUAAAAGGAAGCUAAGUGCCUCCAUUCUUUGAUAAUCUGAUUACAGGCGACCUAGGGAAAGCUGAGUCAUGCCUCUGCGAUUAUCUGACCCGAAUGAGCAGUUCUCUGAACAUAAAAAGCUGGCUUUGUGAAGAAGCAAUUGUUGUCGCACAUCGUUCCAACCCUUUUUCCUAUGCAUUCUUUGGUUGAUUUCGUUUUUGGCAAUCUAGCUAAAAUGUUGAUAUCCUUUGUGUUUUCUUCCUCUGUCUGCCUUUUUUUUCUACAUAUAUCGUUGAUAUUCUUUUUUUGUGCAGUAGCAUCGAAAAGUCCACUGUGAAUAAAACACGGACCAUUUUAAUCAUUAGCAGUAGGCAGCAGAGUUCGUUUUUCUUUUUUCUAUGUCACCUUCUCUCCCGUUUUGUGGAACAAAAUCAUAUUCUGUUGUAAGCAAAUUUCAAACUGAAUAGCUUGUUUUGUGGGGAGACUUUU